CGUCGACCAAAAGCAGAUUAUGAUGAGUCGACAUUCAACGAAGAAUCCGUAACACGUCGAGAGGAAUUACCGUCAUUGUUGCGUACAACGUUUACUAGCAGUGGGAUAACUCCUCCAACGAUCCUCAAGAAGCGAUCGGCCCCAUCUCAAUUCACGAUGCCCUCACAGCAAGAAGAAUCGAGUUCACUUGAAGGUACCGAUCAAGAAAAGCAGGCAUCGGAUGCAGCCAACCAUGAUGUUUCACCUCAAAGUGUGGCCUCUCCAAGACGACGCUCAUCAGUGCAUCCGCUUCUUGACGUACCGGCGGCCAUCAAAUCGCCCACAACUGUAGCAGGUGCCAUCGAAGCGCUGGCCGUACUCGAAAUGCAUGUGGUCGAAAAGCACAGUCGCGAUGAAGCCGAAGAGCGACAACGACGAAUCUCUAGCGUAAAGUAUUCACAAUUUCAAAACCAGUUUUGUAUUGUACACUUGAGUAUUCCUGAUAAUCUUGCAGUUAAAAUGAGACUCAGCGAAUUGCUACGCAAUUUGGGCACGUUCGCGCUUCUGUUUGGACGUGGCGUUAUUGAGACGGCAAUUGAUAGCUUGAUGAGUUUAAGCCGUGAUUAUCGUUAUAUCGCUCAAGUGCUAACCACCGAAAAACAACUUCAUAAAGAAUUGAUCACUUCUGCUGAGGAUGAGACUCAGUUGCGCUCGUCGAUUCGUGUUCAUCGUAAGUCGAUACUUCAAAGACGUUGUGUUGAGACAGCGAAAAUGUUGCGACAGGAUGAAUCGUUUGCGCAGUUGCAUCGAUACAUCGAAGCCGGUGACGAUAACGGCAGUAUAGUGAACAUAGCAAGGCAUAAAUCUGAUAGUCUAUCAACACAGAUACCCACACCAAGAUCGUUCGUCAAAAAAAAGCGUGAUCAUAUGCUGAUAAGGCUCAUUCAAGCACUGUAUUAUGUUUUGUUGAGUCGAUCCGAGUUGAUCUGCUACUUCAUGAUUGUUCUGAAUCAAAUGCAUUCUGCAAGUGUUCUCUCGAUGCCACUCCCUCUGAUGACUCUCCUAUGGGGAACGUUGACCGUGCCAAGGCCAUCGCAAAAUUUUUGGAUCACUAUGAUCACCUAUACACAAGUGAGUAGCCGAAUGCUGGAAUCCGUCUCCGCAAUGGUUGUGAUAAAAUACAUCUUCCAAUUUGGUUUCUUUCCAUGGAAUAAAAUAACCGCCUCCGUAGCUCCAUUCUGGCUGCCUCGUAUAAUUGGUAUCGAGAAAAAGGACAAAUAUGCUGCGUGGGAUCUUGCCGUACUGAUGGCACUUUUCUUUCAUCGAAACAUUCUCAAGGUCUUACAUCUUCCAUUCAUAGUCCAUCAUUUCAGCUGUUCAAUGCUGAUAAUCGCCAUUCUU
Molecule: messenger RNA, 1380 nt
Organism: Anisakis simplex (herring worm)
Lineage: Eukaryota; Metazoa; Nematoda; Chromadorea; Rhabditida; Anisakidae
Source: the annotation of a GenBank genome assembly